Messenger RNA from Fomitiporia mediterranea MF3/22, 4804 nucleotides. Its product is annotated as DNA topoisomerase II. Gene Ontology annotation, molecular function: DNA binding; DNA topoisomerase type II (double strand cut, ATP-hydrolyzing) activity; ATP binding. Gene Ontology annotation, biological process: sister chromatid segregation; DNA topological change; resolution of meiotic recombination intermediates. The coding region runs from base 196 to 4725 and encodes 1509 amino acids. The transcript is spliced from 16 exons. NCBI's taxonomy places the organism in Eukaryota, Fungi, Basidiomycota, Agaricomycetes, Hymenochaetales, Hymenochaetaceae. The record is from RefSeq and is a predicted model, not a curated record. Gene Ontology annotation, cellular component: nucleus.
GACAUCGACAACAUAUCAGACUCAGACUACGAUUCAGACAACUAUGCCCCGGUAAAGAAGAAAGCUGCUAAAGCCACUAAACCAGCAGCCAAAGCUCCCAAGCAAACGAAAGCAGCAGGCAAAGCUCCAGCUAAACCGAAGGCAACGAAGAAGAAACCUCUGAAGGAUAUUGACGAGAAUGCCGACGAAUCGUUCAUGGAUGUCGACGAUCGUGCUAAUGGGUCAGGGGACGAGAGCAGGCCGGGUCCGUCGACUCUCGACGACCCUGCUUUUACUCGCGCACCAAUGGACGGUAAAACCGCUUCAGAGCACUACAAGAAGCUCACCCCAAGAGAACACGUUAUUGCACGGCCAGACUCUUACAUUGGGAGCGUCGAAACUAUAACGCAGUCCAUGUGGGUGUAUGACUCGGAUGCAAAAAGAAUGGUAUUCAGGGAAGUGAGCUAUGUUCCCGGAUUCUUGAAGAUUGUAGACGAGAUCAUCGUGAAUGCUGCCGACAACAAGAUCAACGACCCGAAUAUGGAUACGAUCAAAGUUAACAUCAAUGCGAAAGAAGGUACCAUCUCCGUUUACAACAACGGGAGGGGUAUUCCAAUAGAAAUGCACGAAAAGGAGAAAAUUAUGAUACCUGAAAUGAUAUUUGGUCAUCUUCUGACGUCUGGCAACUAUGACGAUACCAUCAAGAAACUCACGGGAGGCAGAAAUGGCUAUGGAGCGAAGCUGGCAAACAUCUACUCGACGGAGUUCACCCUGGAGACGGCGGACAAGAAUACUGCGCAGAAGUACAAGCAAACAUGGACGAAGAACAUGUCGGUCUGUGGAAAGGCGAAAAUCACGAAGAAUAGCAAGGGCGAAGAAUUUACUCGUGUAUCGUUCACGCCAGACUUUGAAAGGUUCAAAAUGCGAGGAAUGGACGCCGAUGCCUUGGCACUUCUGAAGAAGCGCGUUUACGAUUUGGCUGGAACCGUCAAAGACAUUAAGGUCUACUUGAAUGACGAACGCCUUAAGAUCAAGAAUUUCAAGCAGUAUGUCGAAAUGUAUCUCAGCUCUGCUGCCGCAGAAGCCGCCGGUGCUUCAGGAGGUGCAGCACAAGCCAAGCCAAGCGUCAUUUACGAGCAACUUGGUCCGAGGUGGGAGAUUGCCUUUGCGGUAUCCGAUGGCUCGUUUCAGCAAGUGUCAUUCGCGAACUCGAUUGCGACAACAAAGGGGGGAACGCAUGUCGAAUACAUCGCGAAUCAGAUCACAAAGCACCUCAUCUCGACAAUCCAGAGGAAGAACAAGGGUGCGACAGUCAAGCCAGCACAAAUCAAGAACCAUAUGUGGAUUUUCGUCAACGCACUCAUUGAAAAUCCCUCUUUUGACUCGCAGACGAAGGAGACUUUGACGAAAACGGCCGGUGGGUUUGGUACAAAACCAACGAUAUCAGAAGAUUUUAUGAAGAAAGUUAUGAAAACUAGCCUUGUCGAAAACGUUCUGAAUUGGGCGAAGUUUAAAGCUGACCAGCAAAUUAAGAAGACUGACGGAGCAAAGCGUAGCCGACUCCUUGGCAUAACGAAGCUUGCUGACGCGAACAAUGCUGGAACUCGUGAAGCUUCGAAAUGUACUCUUAUACUGACAGAAGGAGACUCUGCCAAGGCACUUGCUGUGGCCGGUCUCGGUGUUGUUGGCCGAAACAACUUUGGUGUUUUCCCUUUGCGCGGAAAAAUGCUUAACGUGCGCGAAGCGAAACAUGAUCAAAUCAUGAAGAACGAGGAGAUCCAGAAUGUCAAGAAGAUUCUCGGUUUGCAGCACAAUAAGGAAUAUAAAGAUAUUGCUAGUCUGCGUUAUGGGCGUCUAAUGAUCAUGACGGAUCAGGAUCACGAUGGUUCCCAUAUCAAAGGCUUAUUGAUUAACUUCCUCGACCACUUCUACCCAUCUUUGCUGAAGGUACCCGAGUUCCUCGUGGAAUUCGUCACACCAAUCGUUAGGGUGACAAAGGGCAAACAACGAAUCGAUUUCUUCACUCUACCUGAGUUUGAGAAAUGGCAAGCAGAGACCCCUGACUCGCAUAAAUGGAGCUCUAAGUACUACAAGGGUCUCGGUACGAGCAAAGAUUCAGAUGCUCGCGACUACUUCAGCAAUAUGGGAAAGCACAUGAUCCCGUUUGCCACGACCCAAGAAGGUGAUCGAGAAUUAAUUGAACUCGCUUUCAGUAAAAAGAAAGCAGACGAGCGUAAGGAGUGGCUGAGACAGUUCAGGCCUGGAACGUAUCUUGACCACAAUGUGGAUGAAAUCCCAUACUCUGAUUUCAUCAACAAGGAGCUCAUUCUGUUCUCAAUGGCGGACAACAUCCGUUCUAUCCCAUCGGUUGCGGACGGAUUAAAACCGGGUCAGAGGAAGGUUAUCUGGGGUUGCUUCAAGCGCAAGUUGAAGAAAGAAAUCAAGGUUGCGCAAUUAGUCGGUUACAUCUCAGAACAUGCGGCAUACCAUCACGGCGAACAGAGUUUGACCAUGACUAUUGUCAAUUUAGCACAAGAUUUUGUCGGGAGUAACAACAUGAAUCUUCUCUUGCCGAAUGGUCAGUACGGUACGCGUGAUCAGGGCGGAAAAGACCAUGCAUCGGCUCGUUACAUCUACACGGAGCCUGCACCUAUUUCACGGCUGGUCUUCCAUCAAAGUGAUGAUGCGCUUCUAAACGAACAAAAGGAAGAUGGACAAGUCAUUGAGCCUGAAUUUUACGUGCCUAUCCUCCCACUCGUUCUCGUGAAUGGUGCAGAAGGUAUUGGUACAGGUUGGAGCACGACUGUACCGUCGUAUAAUCCUGUGGACAUCGUUGAUAAUCUCAAACGAUUAAUGAAAGGCGAGGAGUUGGUUCCAAUGAAUCCAUGGUGGCGUGGCUUCAAUGGGACAAUAAAGAAGACUGGUGACAACAAGUUUGAGGUUACCGGAGUGGUGAAGAAGCUGAACGACACAACGGUUGAAAUCACCGAGCUGCCAAUUCACAAGUGGACGCAGGCAUUUAAAGCCGAACUUGAGAGCAUGUGUGGCGAAAAGGGUGAUGGCGCUGUCAAGGAUUAUAAGGAACACCACGACAACCGUAACGUGCACUUCGUCGUGAAUAUGAAUGCCAAGGAACUUGAGAAAGCCGAGGCGCAAGGCUUGGAAGAAUACUUCAAGCUCACGUCCAAGAUUAGCACAAGCAACAUGAUUUGUUUUGACUUCGAGGGAAAGAUCAAGAAGUACAAUACACCUGAAGAAAUCCUUGAGGACUUCUUCCCCGUAAGGCUAGGCCUCUAUCAAAAGCGAAAGGACUAUCUCGCGAAUGAGCUUCAGCUCGAACACGAGAAGCUGUCAAAUCAGGCACGAUUCGUCCAAAUGAUUGUCAAGAAGGAGCUCGUUGUCUCGGGUCGUAAGAAAGUAGACAUUGUCGCCGACCUUCGCAAGAAGAAUUUCAGGCCGUUCCCGAAGGUAGCAAAGGCGAAGGCGGCUGGCGAAACCGAGGAUGCACUAGAGGAUACUGAAGCUGAGGAACAAGAAACUGGUACAACAACAGAUUUCGAUUACUUGCUCGGCAUGCCGAUCUACAAUCUAACUCAUGAGAAGAUUGAGAAACUCCUAGAGCAGGCUAGACAGAAGGAGACUGAGCUCAUGACGUUGCUCGAACUCACUCCGAGUCAGAUUUGGAACACAGAUCUCGACAAUUUCCUUGCUCUGUGGGAGAAAACAUGCAAGGAAUGGGAUGAAUCCGCGAUUAAAGAUUCCUCUGGAAAGACCGUCAAGAGGAAGCAGGCAACAUUGAAGACGCGCAAGUCCCUAACAGGUCCCUUCGGAAAGAGGAGGAAAGAUGAUGACGAUGACUCGGAAGACGAGUUUAUGCCUUCGAAGGCAGCUGCAAAAGCUGUUGCAAAGAAACCUGAUCCCAUUGAGCGCAAGGUCUCCCGUACUAAGGCAAUCAUCAAGAAUGAAUCAGAUGAUGACGACGACCUAUUUGUUGCUCCUGGUCCCUCGAAGCCAACUGCGAGAAAAGCAGCAGAGACAAUGCGCAAAGUCUCCCGGUCGAAGCCUGUGACGAAGGUCGUGUCGGACGAUAGCGAUGACGACGACGACAAACUGACUGUCACUAAGGCAUCGACAAAGGACGAAUCUGAUUACGAGCUACCGAAGCCGCCAUCAAAGAGGAAAGCCCUCGCAAAGGCCGACGACUUAGAAGACGAACUUGCGCUGACAACCGAGAAGGGUAAAGGAAAGGCGAAAGUCGCACCAAAGCGAAAGAGUCUCACGGCCGACGAAGGUAGCGAUGAUGAUGAUCUUGCUUCUUCCAAGCCACCUAAGAAGAAGGCGCAAGUCUCGCUCCGAGCGUUCCUCGGUAAAGAUGAUGGAGAGUCGAAAGCCAAGCCUCCUACCCCGAGUAAGGUUGCUGGGAUGAAGCCAAAGCCAAAGGCUGCACCUGCGAAAAAGCCUGUAAUCAGCGACGAGGACUCUGACACGGAGGUUAUACCUGCUGCCAAAUCGAAACCGAAGCCACAACCGAAAGCUGCACCGGCGAAGAAAGCGGCAGGUAAAGCAGCAAAGAAAGCCGUAAGCGACGAUGACGACGACGUUGAAAUGGACACUGAGCCAGCCGUCGCGAAACGUACCGAAGCACCUAGACGAGCUGCAAGGGCCGCGCCAAAGAAAUACAUAGAUAUAUCGGACGAUGACGGUGACGACGGAGGACAGGAUGAGACGUUUGAGAUAUCCGACUGACCGCUGCUGAUACCCUGCAUAUAAUGUAGCUCUCCUGUUUUCCUUCUUCUAUGCUGUACCAUUUGUUAUUUUAUUACCC